AUGUCUUCCCUCAUCACUCCUGUACCAGUUCCCCUGGGCCCCGAGAGCAAAAAGCCUGUUACGACUGCCGCUGCCUCUGCUGCACCGCUCAAUGCCGCGGGCGACAAGGCCAACUUGACCAACUUCUGGCGUAACCCAGAUGCCGGCAACAUCUAUCGACAUGCGGAGCAUCUUACAGGUCCCGUCACCCAGUCUCUUGUCGAUCAUGCGCGUCUCCGCGAGGCCAUUACCGCCGCCGCUGCGAGUUCCAACCCGAACCCGUUGAGGGUGAUGGAUAUGUGCUGCGGUACGGGAGUAGUAUCGGGGUGUAUCCAGAGAAUGUUGAGAGAGAUGGGGACUAAGGAGCGCGAGAAGCUAGAGCUGCUAAGUGCGGAUAGUAGUGAGGCGCAACUGGGGGUUGUGAAGGAUAAGAUUGCCAGAGAGGGAUGGACUGGAACGGACGUUGCUCAGUGCGAUAUCAUGGACCAAUCUUUUCCUACCGGAAGUUUCGAUGUCGUUAUUUGCGCAAUGGCAAUCAUGCUCAUCGCCGAUCCAUAUAAGGCCAUGGCUGAAUGCUACCGUGUCACCAAACCAGGCGGUACCUUCGCCACGUCAACGUGGGUGAUAGAAGGUUGGGUCCCAGAUACUCGCGACGCCGUCGCUUCCUUGUCCUUGCCCGGUCAGCAAUCUGUCUGCUGGCCUCAGAAUUCAGCCGAGCUGACGAACCUUUGGGGCCCCGGGUGUUGGGAAUCACCAAGCUUCGUCCGGUCGAUGUUCACAGCGGCAGGGUUCGUGGACGUCGAGGUCGAAGUCGUGACGAAGUGGGUCAAUUUCCAAAACGCCGACGAGUGGUGUACCGUCUUCCAGGCCUUCAUGCACGGCGUUGUUGAGAGAUUCUGGACGAUGGAGCAAAAAGAGAAGUUGAAGGGAAAGCUGAUGCCUACGCUGAGGGCGUUCCUGGAGCGGAAAUACCAAGGCGGGCCGUUCAGUGUUGAGAGGACUGUUCUGCUUGCCAGGGGACGCAAGCCUGAGAUGUAA
This is a messenger RNA of Colletotrichum truncatum, 1017 nucleotides long. RefSeq lists its product as uncharacterized. Gene Ontology annotation, molecular function: S-adenosylmethionine-dependent methyltransferase activity. NCBI's taxonomy places the organism in Eukaryota, Fungi, Ascomycota, Sordariomycetes, Glomerellales, Glomerellaceae. The record is from RefSeq and is a predicted model, not a curated record.